CUCCCGCGCGCGCAUAUCAAACGUAGUGAUUGCACUCGUUCUUUCGAGCUUCUGCAAUACAUCUUCAUAUAUGGCUUCCAUUACUACCCUCACUGAGAUGGCCGACGAGAAGUCUCUCAGAUCUGGCUUCAUUCGGGACGAAGAAGAGCGCCCGAAAGUUGCUUACGAUCAAUUCAGCGACGAAAUUCCGGUGAUAUCGCUGGCAGGCAUCGAUGAGGUUGAUGGGCGUCGAGCUUCAUUAUGUAAGCAGAUUGUGAAGGCUUGUGAAGAAUGGGGCAUUUUCCAAGUUGUUGAUCACGGCGUUGACACGGAACUCAUCUCUGAAAUGACUCGUCUCGCCAGAGAGUUCUUUGCCUUGCCCCCAGAAGAAAAGCUUCGCUAUGACAUGAGUGGUGGCAAAAAAGGCGGCUUCAUAGUUUCCAGUCAUCUGAAGGGAGAGACAGUGCAAGACUGGAGAGAAAUGUUCAUAUAUUUUUCAUAUCCAGAGAGAGGCAGAGACUAUUCGAGGUGGCCAGAAGGAUGGGGGAGGGUGACAGAAGAAUACAGUGAGAAGUUGAUGGGCCUGGCAAGCAAGCUGCUGGAGGUGUUAUCAGAAGCAAUGGGAUUAGAGAAGGAGGCUCUGACAAAAGCAUGCGUGGAAAUGGACCAGAAGCUAGUGGUCAAUUUCUACCCAAAAUGCCCCCAGCCUGAUCUCACGCUAGGACUCAAACGCCACACCGAUGCAGGCACCAUCACCCUCUUGCUUCAAGACCUCGUCGGUGGCCUUCAGGCUACCAGGGAUAAUGGCAACACCUGGAUCACAGUUAAGCCUGUCCCCGGAGCCUUCGUCGUCAACCUCGGCGAUCAUGCCCAUUACCUGAGCAAUGGAAGGUUCAAGAGUGCGGAUCACCAAGCAGUGGUGAACUCGAGGUGCAGCAGAUUGUCCAUAGCAACAUUCCAAAAUCCAUCACCAGAAGCAAUAGUAUACCCACUGAAGCUGAGAGAGGGACAAGAAUCUGUGCUUGAGGAACCAAUCACCUUCGGUGAGAUGUACAGGAGAAAAAUGGCCAAGGACCUCGAGUUGGCUCGUCUUAAGAAGCUGUCCAAAGGGCCUGAUCCCCAGCUCGAAACCAUCGACUUUCAGAGCAAACCAUUGGAUCAUAUUCUGGCUUAAUUACUCCUCCAGGAAUUUGAACUUCUCAUGUCUUCUUCCUUUGUCUCUAAAAUAAAUACAUUAGAGGUUUCUGAGAGUUCAUUGGUUACUAAAUUAUCUAAUCCCUGGAAUUAUGUACCCAUUAUCAGAAUCAAUAUAUGAAUAAACUUUUGGGAUUUUCCUUAAUUAAUUACA
Messenger RNA from Prosopis cineraria, 1327 nucleotides. Its product is annotated as naringenin,2-oxoglutarate 3-dioxygenase-like. The coding region runs from base 71 to 1153 and encodes 360 amino acids. The transcript is spliced from 3 exons. The record is from RefSeq and is a predicted model, not a curated record. Lineage: Eukaryota; Viridiplantae; Streptophyta; Magnoliopsida; Fabales; Fabaceae.